Molecule: messenger RNA, 891 nt
Organism: Truncatella angustata
Lineage: Eukaryota; Fungi; Ascomycota; Sordariomycetes; Amphisphaeriales; Sporocadaceae
Product: aldo-keto reductase-like protein
Exons: 4
Coding region: 1-891 (296 amino acids)
Molecular function (GO): oxidoreductase activity
Source: RefSeq, a predicted model, not a curated record
AUGUCAAACCUCACGCUCCAGUCGAAAGUCAAGCUCGCCAGCGGCCACGAGAUGCCGCUGCUAGGUUUUGGUGUCUAUCAAACCCCAGCUGAAGACGCCGAGCGCUGCGUGAAAGACGCACUUGCGGCGGGCUACAGACAUGUCGACUCCGCCGCCGCAUAUCGCAACGAAGCGCCUUGUGGAAGUGCCAUCAGGUCGCUGUCCUCCGAAAUCCCGCGCUCAGAGGUGUUCUUCACCUCGAAGGUGCGAACCAAGGGCAUGUCCUACGAAUCGGCCAGGGCAACGGUCGCCAACACGCUCCGGGAGACCGGACUGGACUACAUCGACCUGAUGCUCCUGCACGCGCCGUACGGCGGGUCUGCCGUGCGGAAGGGCGCCUGGAGGGCCCUCGUGGAGGCCGCGGAGGAGGGCAAGGUGCGCAGCAUCGGCGUCAGCAACUACGGCGCGCACCACCUGCGGGAGCUGCAGCAGCACAUGGCCGAGCUCGAGUCCCAGCGCGGCGGCGGCGGGGUCGUGAGCGUCGGCCAGUGGGAGAUACACCCGUGGCUUCCGCGGCAGGACAUCGUGGGCUGGGCGCGGGAAAACGGAGUCGCCGUGCAGGCGUACUGCCCUUUGGUCAGGGGCGAGAGGUGGGACGAGCAGGUCCUGAGGGAUCUGGCGGCGAAACAUGGCAAGACGGCUGCGCAGGUCUUGAUUAGGUGGAGUCUGCAGAAAGGAUAUAGCCCACUGCCGAAGAGUGUGACAACCUCACGAAUCCAAGAGAAUUCAGACGUCUUCGAUUUCGAGCUGGACGAGGAGGACAUGCAAAAGCUGGAUUUCGACAGUUAUGCACCAUGCACUUGGGAUCCUACCACGAGUUCGUUGGACAACGGCACGACGAAGAAAGGGUAA